Messenger RNA from Daldinia caldariorum, 3600 nucleotides. RefSeq names its product nitrogen assimilation transcription factor nirA. Gene Ontology annotation, biological process: DNA-templated transcription; regulation of DNA-templated transcription. The record is from RefSeq and is a predicted model, not a curated record. Gene Ontology annotation, molecular function: zinc ion binding; DNA-binding transcription factor activity, RNA polymerase II-specific; DNA binding. The coding region runs from base 544 to 3165 and encodes 873 amino acids. The transcript has 4 exons. NCBI's taxonomy places the organism in Eukaryota, Fungi, Ascomycota, Sordariomycetes, Xylariales, Hypoxylaceae.
GGUAAACUAGCGCAAAAGCUGUUAUCCUUGAAACACCCAAACUUCUAAAAGGCAACAUUCAAACUUCAAAGACCUUGAAUUCUAGUCAUCACUUUUCUUCUACACAUACCUCAGUUGCCACUAGGUUAGGUACCCUUCACAUACUACUUUUCUUGAGGUGUAUAACCUAAUCCAAUGCAAAAAUUUCAUUUACAAUGCACCACCAUUCCACCACCUAUCUAACACGCAACAUUUGUACAAUAAAGCGUGAACUGCUUGCUUCUUCUCCUCCCCUCGUUUAAUUCGAGAAAACACCUAAUACUUUUUUUUUUAUAAAAAAAAAAAAAAGUCAAGACUGCCCCGCGCACUUCCCACGUCCAAGCUCGUUGGUACGGGUUCGCGCGCCAUCUAAGUUAAGGCGCGCUCUUUUCCGAGAUAGUUCGAAUGCACGACGCGCUUUUUAGCCAUUCGACACUCUCUUCUAGCUGAUAGGAGGUGCUUCCAAGUCUGCUAACCCAUCUCUCUAACCUGAGUAUGCCCUACUGCUAGCCUUGAAACGCUUCAAUGGAAGGGGAUCCAGGUAGCGGACUAUCCAACGGCCAGACGUCUUCGUCGUCUAAACCCGCCAAAACCCCGAAAUAUGAACCCUCUGCGCCCCCUGCCGCUUCUGGAGCAGGCAGUACCCCACACCCUCAGCUGUCGAAGCGUAGGAGAGGUCUAGGUGUUGUCACUCCUAACGCGUGUACUGAGUGUCGAAAGAAGCGUGCUAAGUGCGAUGGCCAGAAGCCGUGCGGUCGGUGCAAAGCGCAGAAGGAUGUGGAAUGUAUAUACGAGAUCCCUGUCCGGCAAUCCAAGGAAAACCUGCGCCACGAAAUUGAAGCCCUACGGCGCCAACAACGCCAGAGCGAUUCCGUCUUCUCCGCCCUCGUUCGUCCCGACUUGGUUGAGGAGGUCUUACAGAGACUGCGCCAAGGGCAAUCCGUCGAAGGGAUAUCGGAAUGGCUGGGUAGUGCUGGUAGUGCUGGUGCUACCUUACCUUCUGCUGGGCCCAGCUUUGCUAGGCCAGUCGAAACUAGAAUCGGCGUUACGCUACCUCCUCUUUCAACUUAUGGCGGUACGCUCGCCGGUCCUAAUGGCUUCAACACCAUGGGUUUAAGCCCCGCGGCGGGUCAGGCACACACAAUGAACCAGGACUUUGACCCAAACAGCCCUUGGAAUUUCUCAUCGCAUAGCCAGACCGUAUCAACCCGUAGCGAUUCCCAUCCGGAUAUUAUGCAGUGGGCAUCCGAGGCGCCUCCGCGGUCCCGUGUUGGCACAUGGCUCCAAGAGCAGUCUUCAACGUCUGAAGGACCCCGAUAUCGUGGAGUAGACCAAAUUCUUUCGCCGUUGGAUCCCCCCGAAGUAAAAGUUCCCCCAGGCACAUGGACUACCGUAACUGCGGAUAAUGGUUUGGUAUCGCAUCUUCUAGCCCUCUACUUCUGCUGGGAAUAUCCAACGUUUGCGUCGCUUAGCAAGGAACAUUUUAUGAAAGAUUUCAUCGCCGGGAGGGAUCGAUAUUGCUCGGCGAUUCUAGUAAACGCAUUGCUAGCUCUUGGCUGUCGCUUCUCGACCCAGCCAAAUACGCGAGCGAAUCCGAACGACCCACGUACCGCAGGGGAUCACUUUUUCAAAGAGUCUCUAAGACUGUUUUACCGGGAAAACGACCAUCAUACUUUGACCACGAUUCAAGCUUUAGGAAUAAUGUCUAUUCGAGAAGCGAGCUGUGGAAGGGAUUCGGAAUCUUGGUAUUACGCAGGGCAAAGUAUACGCUUAGCCAUCGAAAUGGGACUCCACCGCCUACAAAACGAUGGUGACGAGGAUGAGAUAGCUGUGCAGGCCGCGACAUUCUGGGGUGCCUUUGCCUUGGACCAUGCGUGGUCAUUAGCGACUGGUUCUCUGCCUCAAUGUUCAUGCUUUCCGCAUUUGCCGCCAAAACCUGCCAUUAUAGAUGAUAUAGAAGCUUCUCUGUGGGUUCCCUACACGGAUGACGGUGCGCCCUUACAACGAUCUUGCGAACAGCCUUCUAAUGUGAGAUCUGUCUACAAAUGCUUCUGUGAGCUUAGCGAACUUGUUCACCAGUCGCUAUAUAUUCUGCACUCUCCUGGCAAACCCGUCACAAGCAGAGAGUUACUCGGCAUUUAUACGCAAUACUUGAAUUGGUACGAUAAAAUUCCCGAGGUGUUGCGAUUAGGUCACAACUUUACACCAGCGGUCCUCUUCGCUCAUAUGUACUAUCACUUUGCAAUUUUACUCCUUUUUCGACCCCUCAUAAAACUUCGAGUUAUUGGUUCGGGCAUUCUUCCUCGCGAUGUCUGUACUCAAGCCGCAGAUGCAAUCCAAGGCCUACUCCGUUCAUAUUCUCAACUCUAUACGCUUCGCCGCACACCAUCGUUUGUGCCGUACUUUGUACUUACAUCCUCCAUCAUGCAUCUCGCUAUAGGCGCCGACGCGUCUAAGGGGCCAUCCACCUCACUAGCAGAAGAUUCGAACCCCUCGGCAGUUAAGCCCGAAGGCACAGAAACUGAACAUAACCCUGGGCGGCUAACUUCUAGCAGCCGAGAUGAAAUAGAGCCUGUCUCGCUUUCUAGUACAAUUACUGCGAAGUUAAACCCUCGGGUAGCUGAAGCUCUCAGCCAAGGUAUCGCGCACUUAACCGAGAUGGCACCAUGUCAUCAUUUUGCGCACCAAGCUUUGAAAAUUCUGCAAUACCUAGCCAAAAAAUGGGGGAUCGAGGUGGACAUACCACCGGGUGCGGAUCCAUCAGAAGAAAUCGACAACUCAGUCCGACCAACAACGAGUAGCUUGAAUUUCUUUGCGCCCAACGUCAAUGAGGAUGAUUUUCUUUGCUCCUGGAGCGCUCGAGAAAUUGGCGGUCCUGGAGGCAUACAAGAAACGCAGGGCUUACCUACGCCACAGACGCAUUUUAGUCGUGGGGAAAAAAUGGAGGGCAUCAUAGAAGGUAGCCAUAAUAAGGGAGGAUCUGAGCAAGAUCCAACUCGUAGUUUUGGACCUGGCGGCGGCACUGGGACAGCUGCGCACGCUGCUAAAAGUCUAGAAAACCCAUUGUUUUGGCCAUUUCCUAUGCAAGGUCGCCCAAUGCUACCAGUGGGUAAACAGCUCGAAGAGGCUGGAUUUCGCCCUCUUUAGACAGCAUGGAUCACGAUGCCCAAUAUAGACGACAAACUUCUCGGCCAACUGUAUAAUUUUAAAUUAUAUAUGCUGGUUUCGUAAGUUUAGAGUUUGUGACGUAUAUAUGAUGGAUUUCCCAGCCUCGGUAUGUAUAUCACCUCAGAGACAAUAACCUUAUGCCUUGUCGAACGUGAGAGACUACGGCAUACACGAAGCAAAACAUGGUAAAGUUAGUGAAAAGAGAAGUAUUUUGCGACAGAAACGGUCUUUCAGGGUUUGAUGUGACGGGGUCGGUAAAAUUCAUGGUGAUAACAUUGAUGGAAGAGGUUUAAGAUGCAAGUAGAUGAUACCCCCAACAUACGAAAGCGCUUGUCCUAAACCUUGGGUACUGUUGGAAAUGAGCUUCUAGCUUGGGAGUGGUCCUUUGAAUCAUGUUUAGAUAGAUACCUAAGG